This is a messenger RNA of Puma concolor (puma), 810 nucleotides long. The record is from RefSeq and is a predicted model, not a curated record. Lineage: Eukaryota; Metazoa; Chordata; Mammalia; Carnivora; Felidae.
AUGCAGAGCCUAUCCCAGGCUGCUGGCCGAAUUCUCAUUUCUCUGGGGACUCUCAGUGUAUUCUCUGGAGUUAUCGCUUUCUUCCCUGUCUUUUCUUACAAGCUUUGGUUCACAGGAUGGAAUGUCUGGAUUGCUUGCCCCAUCUGGAAUGGAGCUUUGGCCAUCAUGACCGGUAUACUUCUGCUGGUGGCUCACAAAGAGUGGACCAAGAGAUACCUGUGGGAAGCUAGUUUCACCUUUGUGAUUCUAAGCAUUAUGGGAUGUCCACUUCAUUUUGCGAUAGCCUUGGAAUCUGCUCUCCUUGGUCCAUAUUGCUUCUACUCGCUUUCAGGGAUUGCGGGGACCGGUUACCUCGGUUAUGCAGUUGCCUUCCCUUUUCCAUAUGCAAAAUUCCCAUCAGCUUGUGUGGACCCACCACACUAUGAAGCGUACCACCUGACGCUUCAAGCCUUCGACCUGUGCCUGAGCUUCGCCAUGUUCUGUGUGUCCCUGACAGUAUUCAUCAAGCUUUCUGCAGGACUUAUCUGGAAUAGACACAUACAUGUCCGAGACCUCAUGUUGGGCUACACCAAGGUCUUUCUGGUGCUUCUGGGAACUAAAUCCCCUUGGGGAAAUCCAAGUAAAACCUCAAGAGGAUCCAAGCACCGCCUCCUGCCUACGUGCCUCUGUUCCACAGGGGAGUUUGUCAGAGGUUACAAGGCCAGGGGCCGGAGAGGUUGGGCUGGCCCACACACCGCUCCAUCAUGGGCCUGUGCUAAGAAAGCUGGCAGUCCCCAGUGGGCAGUCAUCCUCAAGAACAUUUGCCCAUAA